Boeremia exigua is the source of this 1316-nucleotide messenger RNA. Its product is annotated as putative short-chain dehydrogenase. Lineage: Eukaryota; Fungi; Ascomycota; Dothideomycetes; Pleosporales; Didymellaceae. The transcript is spliced from 3 exons. Bases 28 to 1011 code for a protein of 327 amino acids. The record is from RefSeq and is a predicted model, not a curated record.
AUUUAUUUCGCCUGACUUAUACUCGUCAUGUCUAAACCUCUUCCCUACAAUCGUCAGACCGCGCUGGCGUCCCGGAUAGCAUCCGAUAAUGCCGCGCACAUCACCGGCAAGGUUAUCCUGACGACUGGAGUUACCCUUGGUGGUUUAGGAGCAACCUUCGUUUUCGAAAUCGCAAAGUACAAUCCCGCCCUGCUUAUUCUUGCCGGCCGUAAUGCCUCCAAGAUCCAAUCUGUAAUCGACAAGCUUAGGAACAGUGAGGAAACCAUCAACGUGCAAACAAAAGCCCUGGUGUUGGACCUCUCAUCCCAGCAAAACGUUCGGAAUGCGGCAAAAGAAGUGUUAGAAAGCUCAGAACAGUGCAUCGAUGUACUCGUGAACUCUGCUGGAUUGAUGGGUGGACCAUACAGAAAAACAGAAGAAGGGAUAGAAUUGCAAUUUGGUUCAAACUAUCUCGGACAUUGGUUGUUCACAAAUUUGAUCAUGCCCAAGCUUCUCGCGGCCAAGCAUCCACGCGUAGUGAACGUGAGCAGUGGCGGUCACCGAUACGGCGGCAUCCGGUUCGAAGACUGGAACUUCGAGGACGGAAAGACCUACAAUCAAUGGGUUGCAUAUGGACAGAGCAAGACGGGCAAUGUUCUCUUUUCCAAGGCGCUGGCUAGAAAACUGGGCUCAAGAGGCCUGCAGUCGUACAGCCUUCAUCCGGGCGUAAAUUUGGAGACUUCUCUCUCGGGUGCCGUAGAAGGAGGUUUUUCAAAGGAAGAUAUAGCUGAGUUGGAGGCAAUGAACAAGAAGCUUGGUUGGACUGAGGAUUUCGAUAUGAAAGACCUCGAUGAAUGCGCUGCAACACACGUGGCUGCUGCAUUUGAUCCGAGAUUGAAGCCAUACAACGGCGCCUAUCUUGAAGACGGCAAUGUCUCCGAUCGCCUGCAGCCCACCGCCACAAACCCUGAAGACAUUGACAAACUCUGGAAGCUCAGUGAGAAGCUAGUUGGCCAAGAGUUCGAUUAUUGAUUGCAAAAUGUCUGCAUUGAUGACAGACAACUUGUAGAUGCAGGUCACGUCUUGAAUCGAAGCCUUAACUACAGCUCUCUGGACUUUUUGAACAUGGUUUAUGAGGUGGUAUUCAUUCAGGCAUCUAUGGAUACAAGAGUCGGACUUGGCAUGUUUCUAGACAUGUGCACGGUGAUGUAGUUCAUUAUGUGCACAUUGAACUAUAUGGUAUUGUACAGUUCAACACCAAGUUUGAUUCAGUCAAAGUAUGGACGACAAUAUGAUUCAGUAAAGGCUCGAUUUGGAGACAGAACAGAAUGACUGAC